AUGUCUGGAAAUUUAGAGGGCAGUGCCACCUGCCUUGCGGGCUGCUUUAAGCUGAAGGAUUCUGCUGUGAUCUGGGCCCUGAUUAAUAACAAGCCAGCAACUAAGGAUAUUAUCUAUGGAUAUAUCUAUGUCCACGCCAAUAACUAUGACCAUACUGGCAAGAUUAAAGGCGCGGUCAAGAAUACUGUUGUGGACUGGUUGCAGGAUGCUAAUGUGCUCCCUGUCUUGCUAGCCCCAGCAGCGCUACACAUUGGUGUCCUGGGUGUUAAAGACAUACAGAUCCCAGAGCUGACGGUCCUCUGGUUUAUUAUGCAACUAAUAAGAGCUAAGGGCUUGCUCUUCCUGCGAAGUAACCUCUCUACUAAUCCCCUAGUCCUUAAUCCAUAUGACAUCCUGCACAGCUGGAAGUUGCUGGCCUUUAUAUAG
Molecule: messenger RNA, 426 nt
Organism: Aspergillus novofumigatus IBT 16806
Lineage: Eukaryota; Fungi; Ascomycota; Eurotiomycetes; Eurotiales; Aspergillaceae
Exons: 2
Coding region: 1-426 (141 amino acids)
Source: RefSeq, a predicted model, not a curated record